Purpureocillium lilacinum is the source of this 1581-nucleotide messenger RNA. RefSeq lists its product as uncharacterized. The record is from RefSeq and is a predicted model, not a curated record. Gene Ontology annotation, molecular function: iron ion binding; heme binding; oxidoreductase activity, acting on paired donors, with incorporation or reduction of molecular oxygen, reduced flavin or flavoprotein as one donor, and incorporation of one atom of oxygen. Lineage: Eukaryota; Fungi; Ascomycota; Sordariomycetes; Hypocreales; Ophiocordycipitaceae.
AUGCAAAUCGCGGCCCUCGCCGUCAUCGCCGCGGCGGCGCUCGUCCUCGGGUACAUCAUCAACAGCAUCAACGAGCACAUCCGGCAUGCGAAAAAGGCCAAGGAGCUCGGCUGCGAGCCGCCCCUCAAGACGACGGGCCCGGAGCCCAGCGGCAUCGUCUCCAUGAUGCGCGGCGCAAACGCCUCGCGCCAGAAGCGCCUCCCCGUCUGGGUCCAGGAGCAGCUCGACGCCGUGGCCGAGAAGCACGGCCGCUACGUCGGGACCGUCAUCCUCAGGACGCCCUUCUUCCGCGACACCCUCUUCACCCUCGACCCGCAGAACAUCCAGACCGUCCUGGCGCUCAAGUUCAAGGACUUUGGCCUGGGCCCGAACCGCACGGAGAACUUUAAGCCGCUGCUGGGCAACGGCAUCUUCGCUGCCAACGGCAAGCAGUGGGAGCACUCGCGCGCCCUUCUCCGGCCGCAGUUCGUCCGCAGCCAGGUCAGCGACCUCGACCUCGAGGAGGACCACGUCAAGGCCAUGAUGACGGUGCUGGACCGCCACCUCGGCAAGGACGGCUGGACCGACACGGUGGACCUGUCCAAGCUCUUCUUCCGCCUGACGCUCGACUCGGCCACCGAGUUCCUCUUCGGCGAGAGCGUCAACAGCCAGCUCGGUGAGGACAGCGGCGCCGGCAAGGGGAACAAGCGGGGCGACGACUUCGCCCAGGCCUUUGACCGCUCGCAGUACACGCUCUCCCUUGGCGCGCGCAUGGGCAACAGCUACUGGAUGGUGCACACGCCCGAGUUCCACCGCAUGGUGAAGAAGGUCCACGAGUUCGUCGACUACUUUGUCGGCGUCGCGAUGAAGCAGACGCGCGACGAGAAGGCCGGCGGCGGCGAGAAGGAAAAGUACGUCUUCCUGCACGCGCUGGCCCAGGACACGCAGGACCCGGCCGAGCUGCGCUCGCAGCUGCUCAACAUCCUGCUCGCGGGGCGCGACACGACGGCCUCGACGCUGGGCUGGUUCUUCUACACGUUGGCGGACCCCCAGUACAACCACUACUACACGAAGCUGCGCACCGUCAUCCUCGAGGAGUUUGGCACGUACGACAAGCCCCGCGACAUUACGUUUGAGCGCAUGAAGAGCUGCCAGUACCUGCAGUGGUGCAUCAACGAAAUCCUGCGGCUCUACCCCAUCGUCACGAUGAACGUGCGCACCGCGCAGGUCGACACGACGCUGCCCGUGGGCGGUGGCGCCGACGGGCGGUCUCCCGUGUACGUCCGCAAGGGGCAGGAUGUGGCAUACUCGGUACACAUCAUGCAGCGCCGCAAGGACCUCUGGGGCCCCGACGCCGAGACCUUCAAGCCGGAGCGGUGGGAGCAUCGCCGGCCGGGCUGGGACUACCUGCCGUUCAACGGCGGCCCGCGCAUCUGCAUCGGCCAGCAGUUUGCGCUGACGGAGAUCGCCUACGUCGUGAUCCGUCUGAUCCAGCGCAUCGACACCAUCGACGGCUCCAACAUCGGGCCCGUCAAGCACGGCCUGACGCUGACCAACUGUCCCGGCGACGGCGUCAACGUGAGGCUGCAUUUCGCAGAGUAG